Messenger RNA from Oryzias melastigma (Indian medaka), 4769 nucleotides. Its product is annotated as myosin-9. Gene Ontology annotation, cellular component: myosin complex. Gene Ontology annotation, molecular function: actin filament binding; ATP binding; cytoskeletal motor activity. NCBI's taxonomy places the organism in Eukaryota, Metazoa, Chordata, Actinopteri, Beloniformes, Adrianichthyidae. The record is from RefSeq and is a predicted model, not a curated record.
AAGCGAGGCGGCGGCCACUCGAGCGCAGCUGGGUCUCCUGACGGAGCAGAGACGAGCAGAAGGAGCUCAGGUGUGUCCCGUUUCCUCCUCCUCCUCCUCCUCUUCUUCCAAGGCGCGCGCGGCUGACACAGACACAGACACAGCCACCAUGGCGGACGCAGAAAAGUUCCUGUUCGGGGACCGCGGCGGGGUCAGCGACCCCCUGGCGCAGGCGGACUGGGCCACCAAGAAGCUGGUGUGGAUCCCCAGCGAGAAGCUGGGCUUCGAGGCCGGCUCCCUCAAAGAGGAGCAGGGCGACGAGUGCGUGGUGGAGCUGCUGGAUUCUGGGAAGAAGGUGAAGAUCAACAAGGACGACAUCCAGAAAAUGAAUCCCCCGAAGUUCAACAAGGUGGAGGACAUGGCGGAGCUCACCUGCCUGAACGAGGCUUCGGUCCUGCACAACCUGAAGGAGCGGUACUACUCCGGACUCAUCUACACGUACUCCGGUCUGUUCUGCGUGGUGAUCAACCCCUACAAGCACCUGCCCAUCUACGGCGAGGAGAUCGUCAACAUGUACAAGGGCAAGAAGAGGCACGAGAUGCCCCCCCACAUCUACGCCAUCACGGACACGGCGUACAGGAGCAUGAUGCAAGACCGCGAGGAUCAGUCCAUCCUCUGCACUGGAGAGUCGGGUGCAGGAAAAACCGAGAACACCAAGAAAGUCAUUCAGUAUCUCGCUCAUGUGGCCUCGUCCUUCAAGUCCAAGAAAGACCAGGGCAGCGCGGUCUUGUCACAUGGAGAACUGGAGAAGCAGCUGCUGCAGGCCAACCCCAUCCUGGAGAACUGGCAGUGGUGGAGGCUCUUCACUAAGGUGAAGCCUUUGCUGCAGGUGACGCGACAGGAGGAGGAAAUGGUUGCCAAGGAGGAGGAGCUGCUGAAGGUGAAGGAGCAACAGCUGGAGGCCGAGAAGAGGGUCAGAGAUUAUGAGUUAAAGCAGCAAGAGCUGACCGAGGAGAAGCUGGCUCUUCAGGAGCAACUUCGGGCCGAGACGCUGCUGUGCACCGAAGCGGAGGAGAUGAGAGCCCGUCUGGCCGCCAGGAAGCAGGAGCUGGAGGAGAUCCUGAGCGACCUGGAGUCUCGGCUGGAAGAGGAGGAGGAUAGGGUCGUUCAAAUGCAAACGGAGAAGAAAAAGAUGCAGCAGAACAUCAACGAACUGGAACAACAGCUGGACGAAGAGGAAGCAGCCAGACAGAAGCUUCAGGUGGAGAAGGUUACGACUGAUGCCAAGCUGAAGAAACUGGAGGAGGACAUCAUGGUGCUGGAAGACCAAAACGGCAAGCUGAACAAGGAGAAGAAGCUUCUGGAGGAGAGGAUCUCCGAGUUCACCUCCAACAUGACGGAGGAGGAGGAGAAGUCCAAAAGUCUGCAGAAGCUCAAGAACAAACAUGAAGCCAUGAUCACAGAACUGGAAGAUCGUCUGAGAAAAGAGGAGAAGAUGCGUCAGGAGCUGGAGAAGAACCGACGUAAGCUUGAGGGCGACUCGUCCGAGCUCCAUGACCAGAUUGCAGAACUGCAGGCCCAGAUCGACGAGCUCAGAGCUCAGCUGGCCAAGAAGGAGGAGGAGCUUCUGGCUGCACUUGCAAAGAUCGAGGAGGAAGCUGCAGCAAAGAACGCGGCCCAGAAGAAAAUCAGGGAGCUGGAAGCUCAGAACACUGAGCUCCAGGAGGACUUGGAGCUGGAGAAGCAGGCGCGCUCCAAGACGGAGAAACAGCGGCGAGACCUGGGGGAGGAGCUGGAAGCCCUGAGGGCCGAGCUGGAGAACAGUCAGGACACCUCUUUAGUCGUGACGCAGCUCAAGGACAAGCGAGAGAGUGAACUCAAUCAACUGAAGAAGACUCUGGAGGAGGAGGCGCACGCUCACGAGCAGCUGAUGGCUGACAUGAGACAAAAGCACAACCAAGUGUUUGAGGAGCUCAACGAGCAGCUGGAGCAGACCAAACGGAGCAAAGCGUCCGUGGAGAAGACCAAGCAGGCGCUGGAGAGCGAGCUGAACGAGCUGCAGAUCGAGCUGCAGUCGCUGACGCAGUCCAAAGGAGACUCUGAACACCGCCGCAAGAAGGCCGAGGCUCAGCUGCAGGAGCUGGAGAUCAAAUCCACCGAGAAUGAGCGGCAGAAGAAGGACCUUUCUGACAAGCUGACAAAGAUGCAGGCUGAGCUGGAGAACGUGAACGGUUUAUUGAGCACCAUAGAAACCAAUGCCAGCAAAACCAGCAAGGAGCUGAGCUCAGUCCAGUCCCAGCUGCAGGACACGCAGGAGCUGCUCCAGGAAGAGACCCGUCAGAAGCUGUCCCUCACCAGCCGCCUGAAACAGAUGGAGGAGCAGCAGAACGGCCUGAGGGAGACUCUGGAGGAGGAGGAAGAGGCCAAAAGAAACGUGGAGAAGCAGGUGGCCUCCCUUCAGGCCCAGCUGGCAGAUGCGAAGAAGAAAAUGGAAAGCGGAGCUUCGCAAGUUCAAGAGGCGGAGGAUGGCCGCAAGAAGCUCCAGCGAGAGGUGGAGAGCCUGGUGCAGCAGCUGGAGGAGAAGACGGCCGCCUACGACAAACUGGAGAAGACCAGGACCCGCCUGCAGCAGGAGCUGGACGAUCUGCUGGUGGACCAGGACCAGCUGAGGCAUGUUGUUAACAACCUGGAGAAGAAGCAGAAGAAGUUUGACCAGAUGUUGGCAGAGGAGAAAGCCAUUUCCAGUAAGUAUGCAGAGGACCUGAACCGGGCCGAGGCUGAAGCCAGAGAAAAGGAAACGCGAGCGCUCAACCUGAUGGGCGAGCUGGAGACCAUGACGGGACUCAGGGACGACUUGGAACGGGGCAACAAACUCCUCAAAGCAGAAAUGGAGGACUUGAUCUCUUCUACUUCCGGUUUCAACAAGAAUGUUCAUGAGCUGGAGAGGUCGAAGCGGGCCAUGGAGCAGCAGCUGGAGGAGAUGAAGCUUCAGGUGGAGGAGCUGGAAGACGAGCUGCAGCUGACCGAAGACGCUAAGCUGCGUCUGGAGGUCAACUUGCAGGCCAUGAAGGCGCAGUUGGACAGAGACCUCCAAGCCAAAGAGGAGCAGGGAGAGGAGCGGAGGAAGCAGCUGGUUAAGCAGGUGCGCGAGAUGGAAGUCGACCUGGAAGAGGAACGCCGACAGCGCAGUCAGGCGCUCACAUCCAAAAAGAAACUGGAGAUCGACCUUGCGGAUCUGGAAGCGCAGAUCGACCUCGCCAACAAGGGGCGUGACGACGCCCUGAAGCAGCUGAAGAAGCUCCAGGUCCUGCUGAAAGAACAAUCGAGGGAGCUGGAGGAUCUCCGUCUGUCCAGAGAUGAAGCCGUUAACACAGCUAAGGAGACGGAGAGGAAGCUCAAAGCUUCGGAGGCAGACUCUCUGCACCUCCAGGAGGAUCUGGCAACCGCAGACCGACUCAAGAAGCAACUUCAGCGGGAGAGAGACGAGCUGCAGGACGAAGUCAACGGCAGCAUCACCAAGAACUCUCUGCUGACCGAUGAGAAGAGGAGGCUGGAGGCUCGCAUCGUUCAGCUGGAGGAGGAGCUGGAAGAGGAGCACCUCAACGUGGAGAUGACCAACGAUCGCCUGAGAAGGUCCACACAGCAGAGCGACCAGCUGUCCGGAGAGCUGGCUACGGAGCGCAGCAACGCCCAGAGGCUGGAGGGAACUCGCACCCAACUGGAUCGCCAGAACAAGGAGCUGAAGCUGAAGCUGCAGGAGCUGGAGACAACCAUCAAGUCAAAGUACAAGUCCACCAUCUCCACCCUGGAGAGCAAAAACGCUGAGCUCCAGGAGCAGCUUGACAAGGAGUCUAGGGACGGUGCCCAAGCAAUCAAGAUGGCCAAGAAGACUGAGAAGAAGGUGAGGGAACUGAUGCUGCAGGUCGAAGAAGAGAGGCGCCAAGCUGAAAUGAAUAAGGACGAGGCAAUGAAGAACAACAGCAGGAUCAAUCAGCUGAAACGGGAGCUGGAGACUGCGGACGACGAAGCGUCGCGGGCCAACGCAAAAGUCAGAAAGCUGCAGAGGGAGCUGGACGACGCCAACGAGUCAUUGGACGCUGUGAACCGCGAAGUCAGCAGCCUGAGGAGCAAACUCAGACGCGGCGACCUCCCUCUGACAACGCGUCGGGGUUUGAAUCGCAGCGGCCUGGACAGCGACGACGAAGUGGACCUGACGGUCCAGGUGUCCGAGUCGGCAGCUGAGUGAGCGGCGGCGGGUCAGAACCAUGAGGGAGGAGUCCUUGGUGUCCACGAUGAACAUGCAGAUACAAUUCUAUAACCUUAGCAGUCCAUCAGUCUUUAUGCUCCAGCUUUUCUUAUCAACAACAUUUGGCUAAAUUCUUAAAGCUUCAAUCUCAUCUUAAUCCCAACGCAUGAAAUAUUUCUCUAUUUUUCUACUUGCUGGACUUCAUUUUAUCAAACAAGCUGUUGGAAUGUCAGUUUUCAUGCAGGUUGAUGUGCCGUCACGGAGACAAAAACCGCACCGUUAAACCUCUGCUGUGUUCUAACGAGGAUCUGAUAUUAUUAUGUCACGGUACCGUUUGGGUUCUUGGUUCUGUUAGUUAUUGGUGAGGGGUCACUGUUACUUUCUAAAGUAUGGGAUUUUCUAUCGGUGCAUUAAUCUAAAACCUCAGUCCACAUUUUAAUGUCUCACCACUGUAUUAGCAAAGUAGCUGCAUGUCAUUGAUGCCAAUGUUCUGAAAGUAUUCUUUAUUAAAUGCCUUUAAUACAAUAAACUAUCAAAAACUUCA